Molecule: messenger RNA, 522 nt
Organism: Camellia sinensis
Lineage: Eukaryota; Viridiplantae; Streptophyta; Magnoliopsida; Ericales; Theaceae
Source: RefSeq, a predicted model, not a curated record
AUGAAAAUAAAACUGCCAACCUUUCUUGGAGGAAUUAAACCAUUAAAGGCUGAAACAUGGUUGUUGGAGAUGGAGAAACUGUUUGAAGUAUUUCCCUGUUCUAAGAUUCAGAAAGUCUUAUUGGCUACCUACACUCUGAAGGACGAAGCUCGGAGAUGGUGGUUACUAGUUUGGAAUGGCAAUGAAAAUAUGUCAUGGGCUCAAUUUAAUACAAUCUUCUAUGACAAGUACUUUCCCCAGUGCUUUCGGGAUCGGAAAGUUUCAGAAUCUCAGGAACUCAAACAAGGCAGAAUGUCCGUAGCUGAGUACGAAGCUAAAUUUACUAAGUUCGCCACGUUUGCUCCUCAUAUGGUGGACACGGACUACAAGAAGGCCCGCAAAUUUGAGAGUGGGCUGGAUUUAGAUAUACUGGAUCAGGUGGGAGUUAUGAAUCUACCCACGUAUGUGAAUGUGUUGGAUAGGGCAUUAAUGGCGGAAGCUAUUUUGGCUAACAAAGAAACAAACUCUCGUCCCACGAACUGA